AAGUAGGCACAUGGUGGUGAUUAUGAUGCAUCUCAUUAUGUGGAGCAUUAUGGUGACAUAACACUCACUCAUAUAUAAUAUCAACCUUUGUGAUGUUGAACGGGAUGAUGAUUUUUCUAUUGAAGUAGCCGCCUCUGAAGGUGCUCUUAUUUUAGCACAAUAGCCAGGCCCACAUCAUGCACGGGUCACACAAUUCUUAUCAGCCAUCAUAUAUACCUCCGUUGAGGUCCCCCCCUUAAAUAUUCAAGGCACAUGAUUUGCAUUUGCAUGCUGCUCUAUAAGAAUGCUUACUAACUACUCAAGAGUGUAUGCACUCGGAUUGAUCAGAGGUCAUUUCAGUCUCCUUCAAACAUGUGCACCAAAAACCCCAAGCAAGGCUUUAACAAAGUGUCCUGGAGUGCUACUGAAGACAGCAUCCUAGCAGAGCAUGUCAGAACUCAUGGAGAAGGAAGGUGGGGGAGGGUUCCCAAAAGAACAGGCCUAAAUCGAUGCCCCAGGAGUUGCCGGCUUCGCUGGUUGAAUUAUCUACGGCCGGACAUCAAGAGGGGAAACAUAUCCAUAGAAGAAGAGGAUCUUAUCAUCAGGCUCCAUAAUCUUUUGGGAAACAGGUGGUCUCUGAUAGCUGGAAGAUUACCCGGUCGAACAGACAACGAAAUCAAGAAUUACUGGAACACAGUCCUGAAGAAGAAGAAGCUAAAGGUUCCCUCAGUUGAAUCCAUGCAUUCAAAUGGAGAGGGCGAUCAGAAGUGCAAGAGUAAAAAGGAGAUUGGAAGUCCACAAUUUGAGUGUCCAACUCUCUUCAAUGAGUCAUCUGCAUGUAAAGAGCAUGACAACAGAACUAGCAAAAGGGAGUACAAAGAAGCAUGGUUAAAUGCAGGAAAGAUACCUGAUGUUUCUUUCUUCUCACUUGAAGAUAGUUAUACAUUUGACCAAUUGAUGGGUUCGGAUAUUGAGCAGAUCGGCUCAAGUUGUGUUUUAGACAUUGAUGACUUGGAGAAAGACCAAAGAAUUUGGGGAAGUGCUUAUUCUCCCAUGUCUUUUGAUGAUAGUUGGGGAAUAUCAGACAAUUGGUUCAGCUGGUUGGGCGAGAACAGCAUGGAGUCAUACAUUCUUCCUCUCUGAGACAGAUAACUGAGUCAUUGCCUCACAAGGUUUGGUUAGUCAUCUGUUCCUCUUAAAAACUGUCAGAUGUCGAAGUAGCUUAAUGCAUAUAAAUUUCCUUACAUUCAGUUUCUAAUAAAAGUGUUCUCAAAUCACUUGAACUGUGCUAUGCACUUGUUGUUCGUGAACAUGUAAAGUUGGGUCAUCUCCAUUUUCUUGACUUGAAACCUGCAGUAAUAGAAUAUUCUACAAAUAUUGAAGGUU
Molecule: messenger RNA, 1365 nt
Organism: Zingiber officinale
Lineage: Eukaryota; Viridiplantae; Streptophyta; Magnoliopsida; Zingiberales; Zingiberaceae
Product: transcription factor MYB1-like
Exons: 3
Coding region: 352-1122 (256 amino acids)
Source: RefSeq, a predicted model, not a curated record